This is a messenger RNA of Panicum virgatum (switchgrass), 1332 nucleotides long. RefSeq lists its product as uncharacterized. Gene Ontology annotation, biological process: DNA repair; telomere maintenance. The transcript is spliced from 2 exons. The record is from RefSeq and is a predicted model, not a curated record. Lineage: Eukaryota; Viridiplantae; Streptophyta; Magnoliopsida; Poales; Poaceae. Bases 1 to 1332 code for a protein of 443 amino acids. Gene Ontology annotation, molecular function: DNA helicase activity.
AUGUACCAGAUGCCAUCCUCACUGCGAAGGCUAUCUGCAACGAUUUUGGUAUUCUGCGAGCCAAGUGAUGUGUUCGGGCUAUGGCAGAAACAUAUAAAUGCAAUGUCAGAGGACUACCGACGCAACUGUCCUUUCUCCACGGCUGUGGAACAAAUGGUGCUGAUUGACCUUAGAAAUAUGUUGCAAUCGAUGGGGAAGGACAUAAAGUCAUUCCCACUACCCAAUAUCGAUGACACCUAUGACACAGCAAGCGGUAUCCCACAUGAGAUCUUUGAGGAGGCAAGCAUAGCUCCCAGUGCAGAUGAUGUGGCGUUGUCCGAGUCCUUGAACAGCGAGCAGAGGGCUGCAUAUGAUGAGAUCAUGGCCGCGAUUGACACGGAUGAAGGCGGCUUGUUCUUUGUGGAUGGACCCGGCGGCACUGGGAAGACUUUUCUUUACAGGGCCCUGCUCGCUAGAGUACGUAGUGAGAACAAGCUUGCUGUGGCGACAACUACAUCUGGUGUUGCCGCCUCCAUCAUGCCUGGUGGAAGAACCGCCCACUCACACUUCAAAAUACCACUUACUAUUGAGGAUGGUGGAUUAUGUAGCUUCACGAAACAAAGUGGUACUACAAAGCUACUACGGGGAACAUCUCUUAUAAUUUGGGAUGAGGCUACUAUGACAAAGAGGCAAGCGGUGGAGGCUCUUGACAAAAGCUUGACGGAUAUAAUGGAUCGACCGGAGAUGCCGUUUGGUGGGAAGACUGUUGUUUUCGGUGGAGAUUUCAGGCAGGUCCUCCCUGUUAUCCGGAAGGGGUCGAGGGCUCAAAUAGUCGACGCUUCACUGCGGAGGUCGUACCUUUGGGAUUCGAUGCGGCAUCUAAAGUUGGUGCGUAACAUGCGGGCACAGAGCGACCCAUGGUUUGCAGAUUAUCUCUUGCGCAUCGGUGGUGGAACAGAGGAGGUAAAUGGUGAUGGAGAUGUCUGUCUCCUGGACCAUAUAUGUGUGCCUUAUUCUGGAUAUGGUAAGGAUCUUGAUAGAUUGAUUGAAUGCAUGUUCCCAAAGCUAAAUGAGAACAUGGCAAGCAAAAACUACAUCACUUCAAGGUUGUACAUUGUGCUAUCUAGAGCAACUGCCAGAUCAAACAUUAAGAUCCUCGCACUCCCACCUAAUGCUGAUGAAGGCGACAAGGAAGAUGAAAACAAGGAUAAGAAGAAAUCCCAGAAGAAGGACAAGAGAAAACCAAGUGUGAAGGAGAGGAAAAAAAUGUUGGAUAAUGAGAAGAAAAAGAUGCCGAUGAGAAAUGGUACAUACACAAAGAAUAUUGUGUAUAAGGAGGUCCUAACGCUAUAG